This is a messenger RNA of Pristis pectinata (smalltooth sawfish), 3431 nucleotides long. RefSeq names its product kinesin-like protein KIF3C. The transcript is spliced from 10 exons. Gene Ontology annotation, biological process: microtubule-based movement. NCBI's taxonomy places the organism in Eukaryota, Metazoa, Chordata, Chondrichthyes, Rhinopristiformes, Pristidae. The record is from RefSeq and is a predicted model, not a curated record. Gene Ontology annotation, molecular function: microtubule binding; ATP binding; microtubule motor activity. The coding region runs from base 354 to 2597 and encodes 747 amino acids.
UUGUAACCAUCCUCCCCAGGAUUGGGCGUCCUCCUCUGGUCGAAAGCAUCAGCAUCUGCACAGUGAGCUGCCAUCCUGCCAGCUGUUUUGUGCAGCCCAGCGGCUGCAAUCGCACGACUCUGAUCCAUCCGAAUGAAAAAGGCGUUGCCAUCUGCAAAUGGGUGAAAACUGCCACCGCCGAGUGUCUGAUCUCCCGUUUCCCUGCGCUGCAGAUCAUCACUGUGCAGUGCACCCUUCGCUCGGCUCAGACACAAUACAUACAGCGAGCUGUUAUGCCGUUUUGAUCUGCAUUAACAAGCCUGCAUUUUGAGCAAACAAGGUCACCGGCUACAAAAUAAAUCAACAAAAACAAGAUGUCUAAAGCUAAGGCUUGCGAAUCGGUGAAGGUGGUUGUCAGAUGCCGCCCAAUGAAUGGGAAAGAAGAGGCGGCUGCUUGCGAGCAGAUCGUGGUUAUGGAUGUGAAAUUGGGACAGGUGUCUAUUCGCAACCCCAAAGCCACAUCCAGCGAGAUGCCCAAGAUCUUCACGUUUGACGCCGUCUAUGAAAACAGUUCCAAGCAAAGCGACCUGUACGACGAGACAGUCCGCCCUUUGGUUGACUCGGUGUUACAGGGCUUCAAUGGGACAGUUUUCGCUUAUGGUCAGACAGGGACAGGGAAAACAUACACCAUGCAGGGAAUCUGGGCUGACCAAGAGAAGAGAGGAAUCAUCCCUAACGCCUUCGAGCACAUUUUCACCCACAUCUCGCGAUCCCAGGACCAGCAGUAUCUUGUGAGGGCUUCCUACCUGGAAAUCUACCAGGAGGAGAUCCGAGAUCUUCUCAGCAAGGACCAGAACAAAAAGCUGGAGUUGAAGGAAAAACCAGAAACCGGCGUUUAUAUUAAAGAUCUUUCAUCCUUUGUAACUAAGAAUGUCAAGGAAAUAGAACAUGUAAUGAAUGUUGGAAACCAGACCAGAGCAGUUGCGUCCACCAAUAUGAAUGAGUACAGUUCAAGAUCUCAUGCCAUUUUUGUUGUGACAAUUGAAUGCAGUGAGCUUGGCCUGGAUGGUGAGAAUCACAUCAGAGUAGGCAAGUUGAACCUGGUUGAUCUUGCUGGCAGUGAGCGUCAAAGCAAAACUGGAGUCCAAGGAGAGCGUCUGAAGGAGGCUGCUAAAAUUAAUCUUUCUCUUUCUGCUCUGGGUAAUGUAAUAUCUGCUUUGGUGGAUGGCAAGAGUACUCAUAUUCCCUACAGAGACUCAAAAUUGACCCGCCUGUUAGAAGACUCCUUAGGUGGUAAUGCUAAGACAAUAAUGGUGGCCACUAUUGGUCCAGCAUCCUGCAAUUAUGAAGAGAGCUUAACAACUUUGAGGUAUGCCAACAGGACCAAGAAUAUUAAAAACAAGCCAAGGAUUAAUGAAGACCCCAAAGAUGCAUUGUUGAGAGAAUUUCAAGAAGAGAUUGCAAGAUUGAAGGCACAGUUGGAAAGAAGAGGGAUGCUCAGCAAGAAAAGAAGAAAAAGCCAUAAGAAGAUCAUUCUGGAAGGAGAAGAACUCAUAGAUGAAGUUGAGGAAUCUGAAGACAACAUAGAAAAGGACAUGGAAAAUUACCUAAAAGAACAAAAAGAGACAUUAGAGAAGGAAAAAGUAGCAAUCCAAGACGAUCAUAACUUAGUGGCAGAGGAGAAGCAGAAAUUGUUGGAAGAGAAGGAGAGGAUGAUGGAAGAUCUGAGGAAGGAGCAAGAAGCCACAGAGCAGCUCGCAGCCAAGUUUAAGGCAAUGGAAAGCAAGCUGCUGGUUGGAGGGAAGAAUAUCAUGGACCACACCAAUGAACAACAAAAGAUGCUGGAGCUGAAGAGGCAAGAGAUUGCAGAGCAGAAACGGAGAGAGCGAGAAAUACAACAGCAGAUGCUGCUGCAGGAUGAAGAGACAGUGGAGCUGAGAGAAACUUACACUUCACUUCAGCAAGAAGUAGAAAUGAAAACCAAAAAGCUGAAAAAGGUGAGAAAAAAACUCUUUGCAAAGCUUGAGGCUGUGAAGACUGAGAUCCAGGAUCUACAGGAUGAACAUGUGAAGGAGCGACAGAACCUGGAACAUGUCCAGAAUGAACUGACGCGGGAGCUUAAACUCAAGUAUCUGAUUAUUGAAAAUUUUAUUCCACCUGAAGAGAAAAAUAAGAUCAUGAACCGGCUAUGCUUUGACUGUGAGGAGGAUCAAUGGAAAUUUCUGCCUCUCGUGCCUGCUGACAAACACCAAAUGAAGAAACGAUCUAUGUCUGCAGUGGGCUACAAGCGACCAAUCAGCCAGUAUGCCAGAGUUGCCAUGGCAAUGGGCAUUCAUCCCAGAUAUCGUGCUGAGAAUAUUCUGUUCCUAGAAUUAGACAUGGCAACACCCACAGUGUUCGAGUUGGAGAUGCCACGGUCACAGUCACUACAUGGAGCAACCGGGGGAGAACUGCAUCACAGCAGCUCUGUUUUCCCAGACCGAUCAACCACAGCAAGAGUUAGGAAAUCAAGAUCAUGGUCCAGGCCUGAGAGACGAGUAUCUUCCUCCUCUUCUUUCUCCUCAUUGGCUUCAGGCUCUCAGUUGUUCUCUCAUUCACAGGGGAAGGUGCCACAGUGAGGAAUACUGUGAUACUUGUGCCUGUUCUAGCUCUUUGGUGAGAAAUUCGUCCUCAGCCUUAAGCAUUAAAGGUGCAAGAUAGCAGUGGCUCCAUUUCCAAAAUUUGCUUCCAUUAACUUCAGUAGAGGCAAGCAUUGGAAGUGGAGUGCAAUACACAGCCGCUUCAGAAUUGCAGAUUUAGGACUAAAGACUGAGGUCAGAUUUCAGGGCAUUUAUUUUUCCUGUCCCUCAAUCCAUCUCAUUGCAUCUCACACAAAAAUGGUCCAUGCUUCUCACUUUCAAACGGGUACUGCCGCAUUUGACAGUGUCCCAUCAAUCUUCAUCUGCUUUACUGCAUUAUUUUGCAGUCUGAGAUACAGGGUUAAAGAGGCACACAAUGGGGCUUAUUGAGGAAACUCUUUCCCAAACAAGCUUAACAAUCAAAACAAUGAAAGUUAACAGUUGAUGAAAUUCAAAUGUUUUCAGCCACUGGGUGUUCAAUAGAGCUCAAACCAGAAGUAAAGCUUAAAUAAUUGAUCACCCCUUUAUAACUUAAUUUUCUGAAUUUUCAAAUUGCUCAGCCCCUUCAAUGUCAUUCCCACUUUUCCAGUAUACUCGUACCUUCCAUCCAACUUGAUUCACUUGAAAAUCUGUUCUGAAAGAAGAUGUGUGUCCUGUCGUGCUGAAUGCAGCAGAUUGCCUGCCAUGUUUAUUUCCAAGAGCAGUAAUGUCGCUUUGUAAAUUUGUUGGACUUUUGAUUCUAAUUAAAUUGAUGUUGCUGUUGCUCCAAAAAAAGUUGAAAUAUUUAAUCGCAGGUCCUGCUGUAACUGGGAUUGAGGGUACUUUAUUGUGGAA